Molecule: messenger RNA, 3543 nt
Organism: Stegostoma tigrinum
Lineage: Eukaryota; Metazoa; Chordata; Chondrichthyes; Orectolobiformes; Stegostomatidae
Product: apolipoprotein A-I-like
Exons: 4
Coding region: 125-898 (257 amino acids)
Biological process (GO): lipoprotein metabolic process; lipid transport
Cellular component (GO): extracellular region
Molecular function (GO): lipid binding
Source: RefSeq, a predicted model, not a curated record
GCACAGUUCAUAGUUCUCUUCCUUAUCAGAUGUGAUAGCAGAUGACUAAUAAAUACAAGGUAGUCUUGGGUCAGGCUGCAGAAGAAGAAGAAAGUUCAGAAACGUGUUGAAGCUUACAGCCAUCAUGAAGGUGAUCGUCACAACCUUGGCCUUUGUUCUGAUCACGGGAACUCAAGGUGCAGUCCUGUGGCGAAAUGAGCCCCAAAAACGUCUAGAUAACCUGAAAAAUAGUCUUCAGAACUACUUCAGUCAAGUUAGUGACAAAGCUCGAGACACUAUUGAGCACAUUGAUAACUCUGAGUUUGGCAAGCAGCUAAAUCUAACAAUUUCAGAGAGCUUGGAGAAACUCAACGGAUAUGUUACAGAACUGCAAAGGAUUGUGUCUCCCCUGUCAGAUGAAAUUCGUGAGAGAUUACAGAAAGACAGAUUGCAGCUGGAGGAGAAGAUUCAGAUGGACUUGAAGGAGUUUAAAGUUAAAAUCCUUCAGUACACCAGUGACCUCCGCAAUAAGGUCAAUCUUAGUGUUGAGACAUCCCAGUUUAUGCUGGAACCCCUGGCCAACAGCAUUCAGGAGCAGGUUAUUCAGAAUGCUAAAAUCCUCCAUCAAAGCCUGACCCCUUUAGCUGAGGAAAUCAAGGCAAAAAUUCAGUCCAAUAUGAAGGACUUUAAAAUGAAUAUUGCACCAUUUACUGAAACCGUUCGCAAGAGAUUAGAUGCUCAUCCUUUAACCAGCAAACUCAGUGAAAAAUUCGAUCAAAAGCUGGAAGAGAUGAGACAGACUUUCACUCCUGUGGUCGAGAACUUCCAAAAGUAUCUCACUCCAUAUACUAAAGACCUUAAAAACAAGUUGACCUCUCUGUGGGACAGACUCUACCAAAAUAUUAAUGAAGGGUACUAAGAGAAACCAAAUGACCCAUUUUGAACUGAGUACUGACUGGUCCUUUAUUUCAGUAUUAGCUCCUCGAAGUUCCAAUGUUUACUUUAAUGUACAUGGGUUUUAUUUAUUUUGUAGCCAGGAUACAGCCAAAGUGCUGCGUUAAUAUACACACAACACUGCCUUUACGAGAAGAAUUGUUCCCAUAUUUGGGGAAGUUUGUUAUCACAAAUCUUGUUGUCACAAAUUAUGUUUCCAUCAGGCGAGCUGACAUUAAGGGUAUCCUUUCUAAAUGCACACAAUAGCUUCAUGAAGAAUGUCAGCAUCAGUGGGUUGCCAGGCUAUGUUGCUAUCUGUGAUCAUUACAAAUUAAUCUCUGGCUACAUUAAUCUGAUUUACUGCUGGUAAUAAAAUUGAGGGAAUGUUUUAAUAAUAGCUUUGAAGGGUGUAUUGUCUUGAUUUAAUGAUGUUCUCACGUGCAUUGCAGAGUAAUUGAACUAGUUCUGAAAUGGCAGUGUUUUCUCCGCUUGUGCGGAUAAUUAAACCGGAUAGAAAUCUGUUGAAGGAGUUGGAUAAAACCAUAAGAAUUAGAAUCAGGUAUAAGCAAUUCAUCUCCUUCGAAACUGCUCCACGAAUAAAUAUGAUCAUGGUUGAUCUCAUCUUGUCCUCAACUCCACUUGCCUGCUCCAUACCUAUAACACUUUAGCCCGUUACUAAUUAAAAAUCUAUUUGUUCCUUAAAUUUAUAAAGUGUUGCAACAACAUGACUCUCUGGGUAGUGAAUUCCACAGCUUCAUGACCCAAUGAGACGUAAUUUCUCCGUUUCUCUAUUUUAAAUAUUUCACCCCCUUAGCCUCAAAUUAUGAUCUCUCGUUCUAGAUUGCCCUGCAAGGGGGAGCAUCCUUUUCCAUAUACAUGGACAUUCCCCUUUAACAUCUUGAACACCUUAAUUAGAUCUCCGCUCAUUCUCCUAAACUCGAGUGAGGCGUUGGCCUAAACUAAUCAAUCUCUCUUCAUAAGACAAGACUUUCACCCCUGGAAUUAAUCUUGUGAACCUUCUCCGAACUGCCUGUAAUGAAAAAACAUCCUUCCUCAGAUAAGGGAUCCAGAACUGUACAAUGCUCGAGAUGCAGUCUCACCAAUGUAUCUCGGUUCUUUUUCAUUUUAUUAACAUCCCUUUUCGAGAUUUUUCAAAAUUUCAUCAAGAAUGAGAGUAAUAAGGAAAAGGGGAAUAUGCAUUACCCAAGUGACAGCAUCAAAUACCCCUGGAUUGGUUUCGCAUUGUUUGGUACAAAAUAAAAUUCCUAUUGUGCCGUAGCAAUGCUUUGACCAUCUCCAACAGCAAAGCCUAACCAACUUCCUUUGAGGUUCAAAGGCAUAACUUUUGUCAGUGCCCAGGGACUGACAGAAAACUAACCAGCCCAGCCAUUUCAAUACCUUCAUUUUAAAAAAGCAGACUGGAAGUUGGGUAUUCUUUCUGAAACAUCUUAAGAAUUUGAUUCCAUAGCAAAACCCUGGUUAAAAGGGCACAUUGAUCAAUGAUAUAUUUUUCUAACCCAGAGACUAUUAAUCAUUCUUUUUCACUCUUAAUUUUUCUUUCUGCUUUUAAUUACAAAUUUAAUUUCAAAUGCUAUCAUUUUUGCAUUUGUUUGCAUUAUAAAAUUGCUGUCUUUAGAAGGUCUUGCGCAAUGUGGAGACUUUAAUUCCUCGGGAUAGUCAUAAUCAAUAAGUCUGGAGUGAAACUGUUAUUCCUAAACUCCACAAUCCUAGACCCAGUCACCCCCACUUCUCAUGGCUAAUCCACCUAACCCACACAUCCGUGGGCAGUUUAGCACGGUCAAUUCACCUAAGCUGCACAUCUUUGAACUGUGGGAGGAGACUCACACAGACAAGGCGAAAAGGUACAAACUCCACACAGACACUCACCCAAGGCUGGAGUCCCUGCCGCUUAUGAGGUAGCAUUACUAACCACUGAGCCAACCUGCUGCCCUAAGAGUGCAAACCAGGACAGAAAGCUAUAUUACACUGUUGUUGACCAUAGUGAUUCUCAAUUCAGUUGCUGGUCGAUUGGAUUUGGGACUUGAUUGAAUUCUCAGUUUUUCUGCAGAGCCUUUGAGUGUUAUUUCUUUUCAACACACAUGGGAGAAAGAAGAUCUGUCUUACUUAAAGCUUUUAGAUGUAGGAGUCCCAAUGCUCGUUUCUAUCAGUUCUGUGAUAAAUCUGCAACUUACAACAAACACAUAAGUAACAGCCGCCCAAACUUUUCUUAACUCAUAGGCAACUGGUGCCAGCAAAAUUAUAAAUUCCAACUUCUCACAAAAGGUGCCUGCUCCUGUGGAUGCUGUGAGUAACUUAAUUCCACUUUUGCUUCAAGUUAUUAAAAAUAAUGAUUAAUCCCCCAUUUCCCGAUUCAAACAUAACAUAUUUAGUCAACAAAUGCUGGAGAUCACAGCGAGUCAGGCAGCAUCUACAGAGAGAGCGCAAGCUAACGUUUCGAGUCUAAAUGACUCUUCAUCAGAGCCUUUGCCUUGGAGACGUGAAAGACCAUUUUUAAAUGUAUUUCAUCACAAGGUCAACAAGAUAUAUAGAUGGACUCGUAGAACAACAGGGAACAGCAUCAGUGCACUGUGCCAAAUGAAGUUGUGACAGAGUCUACAGCUACAUUGUCUU